AUGGUCUCGUCUGGAAGGCUCGUUUGGGUGGUAGCCGUCCUCGUCUUCGCAGUGGCCGAUCUGACUGCAGCCGUGAGGAGCACGCGGCUGUACGAUGCCCUGGGCAUCCCGCCAGAUGCGGACGACCGCGUUAUCAAGAAGGCCUACAAAAAGCAGGCGCUCAAGUGGCACCCGGACCGCAACCCAGACAAGGUGAAGAAGGCGGAGGCCAGGUUCAGGGAGGUGGCCGAGGCCUAUGAGGUCCUGUCAGACCCCGAAAAGCGGCGGAUGUAUGACCAGCUGGGCGAGGACGCCCUGAAGGCGGGCCGGGGCGGUCCCGGGGGCCCCGGCGGCCCUGGCGGCGGCUUCCAAUUCCAGGGCGGCGACCCCUUUGAAAUGUUCAACAUGUUCUUCGGCGGCGGCGGCGGCGGCGGCCGGGGGGGCGGCGGCGGCGGCGGGUUCAAGUUCCAGUUUGGGAAUGGCGGCGGACAGCACGGCGGCUUCCCCGGCGGCAUGGGUGGCGGCGGCAUGGGCGGUGGUGGCGGGGGCGCGUCGGCAUCAUUGUAUGGCGGUGACCCUGCAGUGCAGGAGCUCGGCGCUGAAACCUUCCCUGACGGCAGCGGGGACUGGGUCUGGCUGGUGGAGUUCUACGCGCCGUGGUGCGGCCACUGCCAGCAGCUGGCCCCCAAGUGGAAGCAGGUCGCGGCCAAGCUCAAGGGCGUUGUCAAUGUGGGCGCUGUUGACUGCGACGCGCACAAGGCGCUCUGCCAGCGCCACGGCGUCAAGGGCUACCCAACCAUCAAGGCGCUCACGCCACGCGCCGGGGCGGACGGCUGGGUGGAGUACCAGGGGCAGCGGGGCGCCAAGGACAUCGCGGACUUCGCGGUCUCCCUGAUCCCGAGCUCGGUGCAUUACUUGAGCCGGAGGGCGGACCUGGACUCGUUUUUGGUGCGCUGCGGCGGUGACGGCGGCGGCAGCGGCGCGAAGCGCGGGGGCGGCGCGGAGCGCGCGGCGUGGGGGCUGUGCGUGGUGCUGCUCACGGACAAGGCGGAGGCGCCCAGCUUGCUGCGUGCGCUGUCCUCCGCGUACCGGGGGAGGGCGGCCUUUGGCGUGCUGCGCGCGCCCGGGGCACUGUCCGGCAAGCAGCAGCAGGCGGUGCAGGAGGUCGUCACAGCACUCGGGCCCGCGCUCGAGGGCAAGGCGGCGCCGGCGGUGGCGCUGGUGUGCAACGGCGACCUGCGGACGGCGGAGGCGUACGCGGGCGUUCUCAAGUCGGAGCCGCUGCAGCGGGCGCUGGGCAAAUAUGCCGGCGGCAAGGUCUGCAGCAGCAAAAUCGCCGUCGACGCCUCGACCGACCUGGGCGCGCUGUCGGUGGCGCAGCUCAAGGCGGUGGUCGCCGCGCGUGGCGUGGACUGCCGGGGCUGUUUUGAGAAGGGGGACUACGUGAGGGCCCUCAAAGCGGCGCUGGCGGCCGCGCCGCCCAAGCAGGACACUGAGCUGUGA
Molecule: messenger RNA, 1482 nt
Organism: Monoraphidium neglectum
Lineage: Eukaryota; Viridiplantae; Chlorophyta; Chlorophyceae; Sphaeropleales; Selenastraceae
Product: protein disulfide isomerase family A, member 6
Exons: 6
Coding region: 1-1482 (493 amino acids)
Source: RefSeq, a predicted model, not a curated record